CGAGGAGCUGACGGCGUUAGCUUCGUUUGUUUGGAAACUUUGAUGUGUUUGUUGAAGUCUGUGGUUAAAAUGAGUUCGUCUGGGUCUCUGAGAGAGUUCAUCAGUCAGCGACUAACUGCUGCUGCUGAAGAAAUAUUCACAGAGUUUGAAAAAACCAUCGUCCAGUACGAAGAAGAGAUCGACCGACAGAGAAGACUGCUGGACAUCACCUGGAAACCGGAGACAGACCAUAAACAUCACAAUGAUUGUAAGGAGGAGGAGGAGCUUGUGACCAACCAGCAGCUCUGUAACCAGGAGAGGAGGUCCAGUCUGGACCAGGAGGAACCACAAUCUUCGGAGAUUAAACAGGAGCAGGAAGAGCUCUGCAUCAGUCUGGAGGAGGAGCCGCAUUUAGUGAAGGAGGAGACCGACGCUCUCAUGGUGACUGUUAACUUUGAGGACCAUUGUGAGCCCAACGGUGACCAGCAUCUCUCCCUGAUCCUCCCCGAGGCUCUUCAUCAGGAUCAGGAAGACCUGAGAUCCGCCAGGGACGGCGUAGACCUCUCCACCGUGUCCGGGAGUCACCCAGAACCAGGUAAAAAGUCUGUCAAAUGUGACGUCUGUGGAAAAGCCUUCAAGUACAGGUACCAGAUCAAGACGCAUUACAGGAUCCACACGGGCGAGAAGCCGUACACGUGCAGCAUCUGCGGAACAAGCUUCUCCCAGAGCGGCAGCCUCUACGUCCACAUGAGGACCCACACGGGCGAGUCCUUCCCCUGCAACACCUGCGGGAAAAGGUUCAAGGAGCUGUCCCACCUGAAGACGCACCGGCGGACCCACACGGGAGAGAAGCCGUACUCCUGCCAGACCUGCGGCAAAAGCUUCAGGCACAGCGGGACGCUGACCGUCCACAUGAGGACACACACGGACGAGAAGCCGUACACGUGCGAAAUGUGCGGGAAGGGUUUCAUCCAGAGCAGCAACCUGUUCACUCACAUGAGGACCCACACCGGGGAGAAGCCGUAUUCCUGCGGGAUGUGCGGCAAGAGCUUCAGACACAGCGGGACGCUGACGGACCACAUGAUCACCCACACGGACGAGAAGCCGUACUCCUGUCAGGUCUGUGGUAAAAGCUUCCGACGCAGAGGGACGUGGACUGAACACAUGAGCACACAUGAAAACCCGCCGUCCUGAAGAGUUUGUUUCACACAAACGUGUCGAGUGUGAAGUUCGUGCAUGUCGUAUUUGUGCACGAUGGAGCUAAUGAAAUCUGGUUUCCUUUUGUGUGGGAUUUCGGAUAAUGGGUCCGCCGCCGUGGGCCAGUUGACUCUGAGCGUCGGUGGCCAAUAGGAGGCGCCGAAGCUGCGAAGUCGACCUCACCGUGGUGUUUGGAGAGAAACGGACGGGUGCUCGUCUCUGUUUGGGCUGUUCAACGUGCACAUUUAAAUUAUACCUAAGAUAUGGGGAUUUCUGAAUUUGAUUUAUAAUCAAAUUCAGAGUUUUCUUGUGAAAAUUAGCGAGUUAAUUGUGCUUUAAUUUCUUUAACUCCCCCCUUACGAUCCAGGUCCUGCUCAAGGUUUCUUCCCUCUUAAAGGGGAGUUUUUCUUGCUGCUGCUGUAAUUGACACUAUAUAAAGAAAAUUGAAUGUUAAUUUAAUUUCUGAGUUAAAAACCUUCAUGAAUUAUUGAAAUAUGCCGCAAAUUAUUUUGACUGACUUUUUUCUUAAGAUUUUGCAACUAAGAACUCAAUUUCUGAGUGUUUUUCUAAAACAUUUAAGUCUAUGAAAUCAGAAUUUGAAAUGUUUCUCCAGAAUUUGUAUUUUGAAAUUAACGAGUUUAAAUUUUCAGUAAAAGAAAACUGAGAUUCAUCCUGUUAUUAUCAUCCAAAUACAUAUUUGUGCUUCAUCUCUAGUCUGAGUGAAGCUCAGCUAGAGUUAGGUUUAUUUUGUAAGCUUAACAUCAAUUAAUAAAUGCAUCACUGUGCAUGCUCUUCCAAAUUUGAGAGUUAAUUGUCAGAAAUGAAGUUUAUGCUUGCAGAUCUGAAAGUAUAUGAAGUGUGGACAUUUGAGUUAAUAAAGUCAUCAUUUUUAAAAUGAGGCUCAAGCUCUUCCUUUUUAGUUUAGUUUUAGUUUAUCUUAUAACUGAAUUUUAUUUAUUUUAUUAGUGUAGUUUAAUUUAUUGUUGUCUCCAUAUUAUUAUUAUUAUUAUUAUUAUUAUUAUUAAUAAUAUUAUUUUAACUACUUAUUUUUCAAUGAUUUUGUUAUAUAAUUAAUCUUUUAUAUUAACUUUUUAAGUUAAUUUGAAUGUUUUUACUUUUUCAUAUGUUAACUCCAGUGCUUUUUCCUCAUGGGGAUCUUCCACACCGAGACUCCGCCUACUUUGCCUGUGGUGUCGUUGCCAUGGCGAUCGCAUUGAUGGGGGGGCUCCUGGUGUGGAUAGAUUCCCAAAAUAUCGUCCCUCACCUCAGCUUUCAGCCAGGUAUUUAUUUAUUUAUUUAUUUAUGAAGGUAUUUAUUAUUUUUAUUUAUGAUGUUCAUUAUUAUGUUUUAAUGUCUAUGUGGGGGGUAUGAGCGUGCUGUGUGGGUAUCAAAGUGAGGAUGUGUGCGAAAAUGACCAGAUGUGUGUUUUUAACCAUCAGUGUGUGAGUUUUUCCAUGUUAAAUGUUGAUUUUAUUAUCUAAAGCACUUUGCGUUACUAUUGUAUGAAAAGUGCUAAAUAAAUAAAGUUGUAUUUGAUUUAAUUGGGUCAGCAGGUAUAAAAGGCCAUCACUGCUUAUUUAAUGCUGUUGGCUGCUGUAGUUCACAUGUUGUGGUUUGGUGCUACUGUAA
Molecule: messenger RNA, 2805 nt
Organism: Cololabis saira (Pacific saury)
Lineage: Eukaryota; Metazoa; Chordata; Actinopteri; Beloniformes; Belonidae
Product: zinc finger protein 239-like
Exons: 2
Coding region: 43-1173 (376 amino acids)
Biological process (GO): regulation of transcription by RNA polymerase II
Molecular function (GO): RNA polymerase II cis-regulatory region sequence-specific DNA binding; DNA-binding transcription factor activity
Source: RefSeq, a predicted model, not a curated record